GGCGACCGGUGCACCUCCCUCGCAGGCCGCCAGCGGGCCGUGCAUUCCCAGCGCUCUCAGCCUCUAUCCCCGCCCGACUCGGACGCGUCCGUGGGACCUCCUGGGGACUGUCCACCUGCCUUCCGGAGCAGCCACUCCUGCCAGCCAGCACCAGGAUGGGCGAGUUCAACGAGAAGAAGGCCACGUGCGGCACCGUCUGCCUCAAGUACCUGCUCUUCACCUUCAACUGCUGCUUCUGGCUGGCCGGCCUGGCCGUCAUGGCCGUGGGCGUCUGGACGCUGGCCCUGAAGAGUGACUACAUCAGCCUGCUGGCCUCCAACACCUACCUGGCCACGGCCUACAUCCUGGUGGUGGCUGGCGUUGUUGUCAUGGUGACCGGUCUCCUGGGCUGCUGUGCCACCUUCAAGGAGCGGCGGAAUCUGCUGCGCCCGUACUUCAUCCUGCUGCUCAUCAUCUUCCUGCUGGAGAUUGUGGCCGGCAUCCUGGCCUACGUCUACUACCAGCAGCUGAACGUGGAGCUCAAGGAGAACCUGAAGGACACCAUGACCAAGCGGUACCACCAGCCGGGCCACGAGGGCGUGACCAGUGCCGUGGACAAGCUGCAGCAGGAGUUCCACUGCUGCGGCAGCAACAACUCCCGGGACUGGCGGGACAGCGAGUGGAUCCGCUCUGGGGAGGCGGGCGGCCGCCUGGUCCCCGACAGCUGCUGCAAGACCGUGGUGGCCCACUGCGGCCAGCGGGACCACGCCUCCAACAUCUACAAGGUGGAGGGCGGCUGCAUCACCAAGCUGGAGACCUUCAUCCAGGAGCACCUGCGGGUCAUCGGGGCCGUGGGCAUCGGCAUCGCCUGUGUGCAGGUGUUCGGCAUGAUCUUCACCUGCUGCCUGUACAAGAGCCUGAAGCUGGAGCACUACUGACCCCGCCCGCGGCCGGCCCGCUGGGCACGCGCGAGCAUCUUCCCCCGUGACUACUGAGCGCCACUACUGACGGCCAGGGAGCCGGGGUCCCUGGGCGCCUCUCCCUCCCCUCUGCCCGUGCCAGGGAGGUUCUCAUGCCCGUGCCCCCACCAGCGUGCCAUCACCGUGACCUCUGGGGACCCCCAUCCCUAGAGAGAGCUUCAAGUGCCUUUUGCUGCCUACCAAUCCUGAGGCAGGGACCCCUCCUGCAGUUGGGGGGACCCAGCAUUUCUGCUUAUGUGGGGGCCUGGGUUCUGUCAUAAACGCCCCCCCAGGCCACUUCCCUGGUGCCUGUGCUUAGUUGGAGGGGCCGGGUUGGCCCACCCUCGGACACUCCCCACAUGGUGGCCGGGGCAGGCCUGGGCGGGGUGAUGCUGGGGGUAGGUGCAGGCAGUGCGGACUGGCUGCAAGUGAGGAGUCCGUGUGCUGGCCACCAGUCCCAGUGCCGCCCCGGGUCCUGUGCCUCUGCUGAGCCCGCUGUCCUGCUGCUCCCGUCACCACAAAGGCCGCGAUGUUCACUGUCCUCUCCCCUACCCCGGGCAGGGGCUUGGGGGGCCUGUACUCACUGCUGUAGGACUAGACCUGCCCUGCCACACAGCAGGUGCUCAAUAAACGUUUGUGGAUA
This is a messenger RNA of Eptesicus fuscus (big brown bat), 1581 nucleotides long. RefSeq names its product CD151 molecule (Raph blood group) (gene CD151). The coding region runs from base 156 to 917 and encodes 253 amino acids. The transcript has 9 exons. Gene Ontology annotation, cellular component: membrane. NCBI's taxonomy places the organism in Eukaryota, Metazoa, Chordata, Mammalia, Chiroptera, Vespertilionidae. The record is from RefSeq and is a predicted model, not a curated record.